Myripristis murdjan (pinecone soldierfish) is the source of this 4182-nucleotide messenger RNA. It is a transcript of the gene camk2b2, whose product is annotated as calcium/calmodulin-dependent protein kinase (CaM kinase) II beta 2. The coding region runs from base 45 to 1667 and encodes 540 amino acids. NCBI's taxonomy places the organism in Eukaryota, Metazoa, Chordata, Actinopteri, Holocentriformes, Holocentridae. Gene Ontology annotation, biological process: protein phosphorylation. The transcript has 21 exons. Gene Ontology annotation, molecular function: ATP binding; calcium/calmodulin-dependent protein kinase activity; calmodulin binding. The record is from RefSeq and is a predicted model, not a curated record.
CCGUCUGUUUCGGGCUUGGGACCCGCACCGUCCGAGGAAACACCAUGGCAACGACUACUUGCACGCGUUUUACAGAUGAAUAUCAGCUGUAUGAAGAGCUUGGCAAGGGGGCCUUUUCAGUGGUGCGCCGUUGUGUCAAACUCUGCACAGGCCAGGAAUAUGCCGCCAAAAUCAUCAACACCAAAAAGCUCUCCGCCAGAGACCACCAGAAGCUGGAGAGGGAAGCCAGGAUCUGCAGAUUGCUCAAGCACUCGAACAUCGUGCGUCUCCAUGACAGUAUCUCAGAGGAAGGCUUCCACUAUCUCCUGUUUGACCUGGUGACAGGAGGGGAACUGUUCGAAGAUAUCGUGGCUAGAGAGUACUACAGUGAAGCAGAUGCCAGUCAUUGCAUCCAGCAGAUCCUGGAGGCCGUGCUCCACUGCCAUCAGAUGGGGGUGGUACAUAGAGACCUCAAGCCAGAGAACCUGCUGCUGGCCAGUAAGUGUAAGAAUGCAGCAGUGAAGCUGGCUGAUUUCGGACUGGCGAUCGAAGUUCAAGGAGACCAGCAGGCUUGGUUUGGUUUUGCGGGGACCCCUGGAUAUUUAUCUCCAGAGGUGUUGAGGAAGGAGGCGUAUGGGAAACCUGUAGACAUCUGGGCAUGUGGUGUGAUCCUCUACAUUCUCUUGGUUGGAUAUCCUCCAUUCUGGGAUGAGGACCAACACAAACUCUACCAGCAGAUCAAAGCAGGGGCGUACGAUUUUCCCUCGCCAGAGUGGGACACGGUGACUCCGGAGGCUAAAAAUCUGAUCAACCAGAUGCUGACUAUCAACCCAGCCAAGAGAAUCACGGCCCAGGAGGCGCUGAAACACCCCUGGGUCUGCCAACGUUCAACAGUGGCCUCCAUGAUGCACAGACAGGAGACAGUCGAGUGCCUGAAGAAGUUUAAUGCCAGAAGGAAACUCAAGGGUGCCAUUUUGACGACCAUGCUCGUGUCCAGGAACUUCUCUGUGGGCCGGCAGACUACAGCCCCCGCUGCCGUCAGCACCGUGGCUGCAACCACUGCUGGCAUCGUGGAACAAGCAGCCAAGAGUCUCCUCAACAAGAAGGCUGAUGUCAAGCCGCAGACAAACAGCACGAGAAACAGCAUAGUCACCAGUCCCAAAGGCAACAUCCCUUCUGCUGCACUGGAGCCUCAGACUACUGUAAUCCAUAAUCCAGUGGAUGGGAUCAAGGAAUCAUCCGACAGCAGCAACACCACCAUUGAGGAUGAGGAUGUGAAAGCUCGCAAACAGGAGAUCAUUAAGAUCACUGAGCAGCUUAUCGAAGCUGUCAACAAUGGAGACUUUGAGGCCUACGCGAAGAUCUGUGAUCCUGGUCUGACCUCAUUUGAACCUGAGGGCCUGGGCAACCUGGUGGAGGGAAUGGACUUCCAUAGGUUCUACUUUGACAAUCUCCUCUCCAAGAACAGCAAACCUAUUCACACCACCAUCUUGAACCCUCACGUGCACAUGAUAGGCGACGAUGCUGCCUGCAUCGCCUACAUCCGCCUCACACAGUUUGUUGACGGGCAGGGACGUCCCCGCUCCAGCCAAUCAGAGGAGACCAGGGUAUGGCAUCGCAGAGAGAGCCGGUGGCAGAACGUCCACUUCCACUGCUCGGGAGCCCCUGCUGCCCCUCUACAGGGAUGAGGAACGUGAGACUCCUAGAGGAGAAGAGAGGAAUGAAUGGAAUGAUCGCAGGAGAGAGCGACAGCGCUGAGAGAGAAGCGCAGGUGGACAGAGAGAGAUUAAAGGAGCCUGAGGAGCAAACGGGGAUCGUGUUUGUCCGGCUCUCUCCAGACCCACCUCGCUCUUCUCUCUCCCUCUCACUGCAACCACAACAACAGACAGUAACACCAACCUGAUCUCCCACCCCCGACCCCCACCCCGCCCCCGCCUCAGCGUACAAGCAUACAGCAGAGAGCAUAUCAGCCACAAAGGAAACUCAGCAGACUCUACAGCCCGCGUCUUUUUUCCAGUCCGCCUGAAUGUGGCUACAGCCGACACCAACACACCUGGGCAGCACCUGUCCUUGGCUACCCUACACUCCUUAUCCUGCGCCACAAGCCUCCAGUGUGGCUCUUUCCCCCUUUUACUUCUAUUAAAGCAUAAGAUUAUUGUUACUUACUCCUAGUGUAAUUAUGGCUGCAGUCUGUUGUUGUUUUGGUUAAACUGUACAGUAUAUUUAAUGGAGCAUUUUAAACUCUCUUUGAUUCCGAUGUUUUCUUGUUUUUGUUUUGUUUUGUUUUUUUACGACGAGCAUGACUCUUAUCUGUAUUAAUAUUGCCAGUGGCUAAUUCUGCACGAUAAAGGCUGCCUGUGUGAAAUGAACAUACAGUACCACGUGUCUCACAGAGAGACCAGUGAGUGCAUUUUAAUUCUGGUUUUGUUUGUUUUUCGAUUGAGCUUUUUUUUUUUUUCUCCCCUCUCUGAAGUGUGGUCGACCCCAGCCUCCGCCUCCAUGUGUUGACUGGACCCUCUGAGCUACUCUGUGAGACCCUACGCACUUGCAAUGAAAAUCAUGCAGCAUGCUAAGAUAUUACUGUUGUUCUUACUUGACUCUAUAUGUAUUUAACAUUGCAAGUAAUUACUUAAAUUAUGAAAUGACAAUAUCAUGUUUAAAACUGUAGUAACACACUGUUAUGUAAAGCUCCAGUUUCAUCGUGGUGACUUAACUACAAUAUAUUGUAGAUGGUAUUUAAUUGCAUGAUAUUCAAAGUUAAUACAUUGGUAAGUUGGGUGUUACUGUGUGUUUUGUUGAUUUUUCUCUUUUUUGACUGACUGCUGGUGAACUAUGAAUUACUGUCUAUUUUCUGAGCUUUGUAAGUGCAUAAACUAUUUUUGCGUUUCGAUGAUAAUGCAAGAUAUGAGGAUAUGGGUGAAUAAGAUGACUUCAGUUUGAUGUUUUUUUUUUUAAUGAGCUGAGCUCGAUCCAGGUCAGAUACAAAGUGGGUUCCUAUCAGAUUAACAUAAAAUGCAAAGUAAAAGAUCCUAGAACAUUACUUUUCUUCUCAAGAAUCAAAACCGAUCUGGCUGAUAUAAAUAUCACAGCUCAAGAGUUCACAUCAGGAACUGUGGGUCUCAGUUUGGAGCCUUUCAACAUGUUUAAUUUCACAUUGCAAAUGAAAACAGAGCAUGGAAAAAUUGAACGAGGUAUAAAGUAUAAUUGUGGAAAACACCAAACUCUCAUCAAGUGGUUGCCAACAUCUCAUAGCAUAAAACUACAGCAGAUAAUGAUGCUGAAUUUCCCAAACGCAUUUGCAGUCAGAAUAAGUGUACAUAUUAUGCUGCUUGUAUUUGAGUCAACCACAGGGUGUCAAACGCUAAUUCCUCAGCGUAAACACCACUGUACAUACAGCAGAAGAUGAGGGCAAGGGUGGGCCCCUCUGGGUCUGAUAAGCAGAGAGCGAGAAGAGAGAGGCUAUGUGAAAGAUAAUGACAACCUUCUCAAUCAUUUGACUGUCUUGGGACUAUAGGGGGGGAAGUAUUUUUCCAGGCCUUCACAUACUCAAUUCAAGCCAGUAAAUUUGAAGUGAUCAUUCACCACACUUGCAGAAGAAAAUCAUGGAACCUGUGUUUAAUUUGCAAACCAGUGUGAAAGCUUGUUUUUGUGGGUAUUCAGUGGGUUUAGCUAUGGGAGUGAGUGGAUUUUUCAGACUUUCCAUUAUGCAGGCUGUCUGUGGUAUUCGUUUCCUUUGCUGUUGACACUUUGUUGCUCCUAUAUGGCAUGAAGCCAACUACUAUUAUAUAAUAGUAUCUGUACAUUUAGUGGGGUUAACAGCCUGGUCAUUGUCCCCUUAAGGCACCAAUCCAUGUUCUGAUAAUUGUGUGGCAGUGGUGUAAAGUUUAGAAUACAAAUUAAAGGCGACUAGUAACCUCCACCUUAAGUGCUUUAGAUGAGCCUCAUGAUUCUCUUUCUCAGUUCAGCUGAAUGAACAGGAGAUGACUGAUGACUGAAUAAUGGUUAUAUGGUGUUGCUGCGUAAAAGCAAACAUGUUUUCUGUUUCGUUUUUUGAUGAUGAUGAUGAUGAUGAUGAUGAUGAUGACGGUGGUGAUGAUGAUGCUGAUGAUGAUCCCUCCAGUGUGCAUUCCCAGUCCUAUCAUUAAUGAAAUGUGAUCAGAUGUUAUCAGUGUGUGAACCAAUAAAAUUACAAUGCAGAGAGCA